Messenger RNA from Falco peregrinus (peregrine falcon), 6599 nucleotides. RefSeq names its product mutS homolog 4 (gene MSH4). Gene Ontology annotation, biological process: mismatch repair; reciprocal meiotic recombination. The transcript has 20 exons. The record is from RefSeq and is a predicted model, not a curated record. Bases 2331 to 5138 code for a protein of 935 amino acids. Lineage: Eukaryota; Metazoa; Chordata; Aves; Falconiformes; Falconidae. Gene Ontology annotation, molecular function: mismatched DNA binding; ATP-dependent DNA damage sensor activity; ATP binding. Gene Ontology annotation, cellular component: nucleus.
UCUUUGAUAAUCUCUGUACUUAAGGAAGGUCUAAAGUUUUAAACACAGCUCUAAAGGCCACCUGGUUAGUUUUAUCCAGCCUAUUUGUGUUAGUAGAGUUAGCUGGAACGGCACAAAGUAACUUUUUGGUAGACCUUAAUCUGUAGAAGAUUUCAGAGAAAAUGAAUGCUCAAGUAAUUCUAAUGAAUUUUUAAAGCCUUCUCUAUGGGCUUUUAGAUAAGGUAAAAAACCCUGCUAGAGCAUAAUUAGAUUUAGCUGUCCAGUUGCCUGAUGAAUUCUUUGGUCAAAGUCUGGAAUUAAUUUCUUUUUCAGGCUUUGGAAGAAAGUUACAGUAGGUUUUGUGUUGAGUGUGAGGGAAUGAGAGCACGGAUCAGGUUUUAUCUGACUGCAGUGUUUAACAGAAAAUUUUAAAAUUUUUCUUGUUCCAGGUUACCUGUGCAAGUGCCACUUCUUUUGAUCUAAGGAAGCACAUAGGAAUGUUCAGUACAUAGGAAUUUGCCAUUUUUUCCAUGUUGUGUAGACAAAAUAGAAUCCUCUUCAGAAUUUCUAAUCUAGUAUAGGCUUGAGACACCCUGGGAAUUAACGUGUGGGUGAUGCUAUAUGACAGUGUAGAACAUUUCACUGUAGGUUGAAAACCCGUUAAUACUAUCAGAGUUUUUCUCUGGGGAAGGUCUGGUUACUUCAUUUCCUAAAAUCAGCUGUGAUUUGUAAAGAUCUUAAAAGAUGAUAGGUUAAAAAAAGGGUGAGUAUGUGCACAAACCAAAAACUUCCUAAGAAUGGAAGAAUAUUCUUUACAUCGUUUUUUUAACACAUUUUAUUUGUAGGAGAGUCAUCACAAUUGUUCUUACGCAAACAAAAUAACAUUUUUAUUAGAUGUACUGUGAAAAAAAAAUCAGCUGCGCAGUGUGUUUAUGUUCAGACUCCUGUCAUUUUGGUGGUGUUACUGUCUACCUCUUCUUUUGUUAAAAGUACUGAAGAUUCCUCCGCCCCACCCCCCCCGCCCCCCAUGUAGUUAGAAGCUUAGCAGUAAUUAAUUUACUGUUCUGAGUCUUGGGUUAUAGGUCUUUUAAUAAAGGCUUUCAGAAAUUUGUACUUCAAUAACUUUUUUUUUUCCCAUGGAAAUCUUUGUAUGGAAAGUUCCUGACAUUAUCUUAGCACUUCAUCUUAAGUGCUAUAGCAUAGCUGACAUUCCCAACAAUAAAUUUGGCAAGACACCGUAUGAGAAUUUGUGGAAGGAUAAUGAGUAAUUUGGAUACAUAAAAUUGUGUGUCUGUAGAUACGUUUACUAAAUGAAAAUCUGUGUGUGCAUGGGGUGAAUGGGCAGCUAUUAUGUUGCCUUCUGAGAACACGGUCAAGUCCAGAGGCAUGUGCUUUAUUCCAAGGAUGCUCCCUUUCAGCUUUGUUGAGACACUUGGUUAGGUGAACUCAGCCUUGCCGUUUGUGGCUGUUAGGAAAGAAGGGGUGGUGGAAGACGGAUGUCCCUUUUGUUUCUGCUUUUCUUGCCACGAACUUGGAUCUCUGUCAGAGAAGAGAAGGUCCAAGACCAGCUUCAGGAGUUGGAAGGCUUGUGGAAGGUCCGACGUGGGACUCGCCAUUCAGGGUGGUGGCAGUAAGGGCCAAGCAGCUGCCAGACUGAGUCCUUUGUGCUGCGGUGGGGCGAGAGGUUCAGACAUUGGGGUUCACAAUUGACUGGGGCCACUCGGCUGGAGGGCCACAGGGGCGGCUGGGGGCCUGUAGCUGAGCAGUUCUCUGGAGCUGGGAGCCAUCAGUUGUGGCCUGGCUUCAGCCUGAAGUGUAUUUUAAUGCAGGUGUGUUACAUUCCUGAGGCAAAAUUUGACUAGUCAAAAUGAUAAUUGAAGCAGUUAACAUGUUACGUUAUGUGCUGACAUGCAAAGCAGUGUUCCAGCGUUCAAAAGUGCACAUAGAAGGCCAGAUAUUUAAGACCAUUCUAGAUGUAAACAAGCUGUGUUUUUUACUGGGAUCUCUUGCGCAGGGGGAAGGGUGUGCUGCCCCUGUGGAAAGUCUCUGAAAGUCAAAGAACGGGUGUAGGGCAAGCUGUGUAAGCGCGUUACCCUUUAGAAGAGCCUCCCCUGCUGCUGCCUGGGCCUCGCUGCCUGCCCAGCAGCUGCGCUGCCCGUGGCACCGGCUUCAGGCGCGGCGGCGUGGCCCUUUAGCCAGGAACCCGCGCCCCGCCCCGGCCCGCGCGCUCUCUCUGUGCGCGUGCAAGGCGUCUGCGCACGCGUUUGCCGUGGGCUCCGGCCGCCGCCAUUUUGAGGGGCGGGUGGGUCGCCGCGGGGCUCGGUGCGGUGGCUGGUCUGGGCGAGGCGGCCAUGUUAAAAGACAGCAGUAAGGCGAGCGCGGGCGGGUGGGCGACCUCCUCAGAGUCCCAUACGGCCUCUGGCUCUUCCACGUCGGGGCUGGGCGGGCGAGCGGAGCCGACGACCCGCUACGCCCUGGGGCUGCUGCAGACGCCGGGAAGCACCGACGCCUUUUCCAGCGGCGCGGCGAGGCCGAGUGGCUCCAGUGGGGAAGGCCUCGCUCCCAGCCGGGCCACCAGCGGCGGCAGGGUGAAGCCGCCGGCUCCGGGAAGAGGAGAAUCAUAUUUCGGGGACAAAAGUUCCUGUGUAGAAAAUGCUAGCACAUUGAAUCUCACAGGUUCUUCUCUGCAAGGCCUGAAUAGCACAUGUAUAGGAAGAACACCCCUCUCUUCUAGUAGACCUGUUUGCAGAAACCGUACUCCUCUUAUAGGAUAUUCAGCUACAUCCUCAUCUGCAGUCUCUGCUCAUACCGUUGCAUCAGUUAUUGUAGCUGUAGUAGAAGGAAGAGGCCUUGCCAGAGGUGAAGUAGGAAUGGCCAGUAUUGACUUAAAAAAUCCUGAGGUCAUAUUGUCACAAUUUGCAGACAAUACAACUUAUGCCAAGGUUAUUACUAAACUCAAGAUUUUAACACCACUAGAAAUAAUAAUGUCAAACACUGCUUGUGAUGCAGGGAGCACAACAAAAUUGUUCAGUCUGAUAACAGAACAUUUCAAGAAUGUGACUUUUACAACUGUCCAGAGAAAAUACUUCAAUGAAACAAAGGGUUUGGAAUACAUAGAACAAUUGUGUGCAUCUGAAUUCAGCACUGUUUUCAUGGAGGUUCAGUCAAAGUAUUACUGUCUUGCAGCUGCUGCAGCUUUGCUAAAAUAUGUUGAAUUUAUUCAAAAUUCAGUUUAUGCUCCUAAGUCACUCAAGGUGCGUUUCCAGGGGAGUGAGAAAACAGCUAUGAUAGAUUCUUCAUCAGCGCAAAAUCUUGAACUAGUAAUUAAUAACAGAGAUCCUCGGAACAGCCACACACUUUUUGGUGUCCUAAAUUACACUAAAACUCCAGGUGGAAGUCGAAGACUUAGAUCCAGUAUCCUGGAGCCAUUAGUUGAUGCUGAAACAAUUAACAUGAGACUGGACUGUGUUCAGGAAUUACUCCAGGAUGAGGAGCUCUUUUUUGGUCUUCAAGCAGUUAUCUCAAAAUUCCUGGAUACAGAACAACUACUUUCAGUUUUGGUACAAAUUCCAAAGCAAGAUACAGUUAAAACUGCUGAAUCAAAAAUAACUAAUUUAAUUUACCUGAAGCAUACUCUAGAGCUUGUGGAGCCUCUGAAAGCUGCUUUAAGAAGCUGUAACACAUCACUGCUAAAGGCUUACUACAAUUCUCUUGAGGAUACAAGAUUUGGAAUUAUACUUGAAAAGAUUACAACUGUAAUUAAUGAUGAUACAAGGUACACAAAAGGAUGUCUGAGUAUGAGGACCCAGAAAUGCUAUGCUGUUAAACCUAACAUCAAUGAAUUCCUUGACAUAGCUCGUAGAACAUACACAGAAAUUGUUGAUGACAUAGCAGGUAUGGUAACACAACUUGCAGAAAAGUACAGCCUACCAAUGAAAACAGGUUUCAGCUCUGCUCGUGGAUUUUUUAUCCAGUUGAAUGCUGAUUGUUCAACUUUACCCCAUGGCCAGCUUCCUCCAGAAUUUACAAAGAUCACUAAAAUGAAAAACACAUAUAGCUUCACUUCAGCAGAUUUAAUAAAAAUGAAUGAAAGAUGUCAGGAAUCCCUGAGAGAAAUAUAUCACAUGACCUACUUAAUAGUGUGUAAACUCCUGAAUGAGAUCUAUGAACACAUUCAUUGCCUAUACAAGCUGUCUGACAUCGUGUCAAUGCUGGAUAUGCUGCUUUCAUUUGCCCAUGCCUGCACUCUUUCCGAUUAUGUUCGUCCAGAAUUUACGGAUACUUUAGCAAUCAAGCAGGGAUGGCAUCCCAUUCUUGAAAAGAUAGCUGUGGAAAAACCUGUGUCUAACAACACAUAUUUGACAGAGGGUAACAAUUUUGUCAUUAUUACAGGACCAAAUAUGAGUGGAAAAUCAACAUACCUAAAACAGAUUGCUCUCUGUCAAAUUAUGGCACAGAUUGGUUCUUAUGUCCCAGCAGAGUAUUGUUCUUUUCGAAUCACAGAGCAAAUUUUUACCAGAAUAGGUAUGGAUGAUGAUAUAGAAACAAGUGCAUCAACAUUCAUGAAGGAAAUGAAAGAGAUAACAUACAUCAUACAAAACGCUAAUGACAAAUCACUCAUCAUAAUUGACGAACUUGGCAGAGGUACCAGUGCUGAAGAAGGUAUUGGCAUUUGUUAUGCUGUCUGUGAAUAUCUGUUGAAUUUAAAGGCAUUUACAUUAUUUGCUACUCAUUUCCUGGAACUAUGUCAUAUAGAUGCUUUAUAUCCCAAUGUGGAAAAUUACCAUUUUGAAGUGCAACAUGUGAGAAGCAGUGCUGUAAAUAAGGAGAAAAUUGCUUAUACUUACACACUCUCUAAAGGAUAUACAGAGGAAAAGAACUAUGGAUUAAAAGCUGCAGAAGUUUCCUCCCUACCGUCAUCUGUAAUUUUGGAUGCAAAGGAAAUCACAAAUCGUAUUGCAAAACAAAUUUUGCACAGGCAGAAGAGCACUCCUGAGAUGAUGAAACAGAGAGCUGUUUACCAUUUAGCAAUGAGAUUGCUUCAGACUGUCAGAAAUUCUCGAUUGGAUCCAGACAGUUUGCGUAUAUAUUUGAAAGGCCUGAAGAAGAAGUAUGAAGCUAGUUGUCCUGCACCCAGACAAAAUGAUGAGCAACAGUAAUGUUUAACAGAGGAUGUUGCUCUAAUUUUUAUGACUGCAAGAUGAUUCCUUUUUUUCCCGUAGUAUUAGAAAACACUGCUUUUCACAAGUUUUUAAAUUCUGAAUUCUUAGUCUAACUUACACUCACUACUGAAAGACCAUACCUUUUGUGGUUUUUCCCCCAAACCAUAUCUGAAAUAUAACCAUUUAGGGCGUAUCAGGAACACAAUUCUUUAUGAUAAUGAACCAUCCCUUUCUUUAUUUUAGAGACGAAGAAGUUGUAUAACAUUAUUUCCUACAUGAUAUAUCUGCUGUUACAGCUCUUAAUCUGACACUGAAGAUCUUGCCUAACAAAAAGCAGUCUUUGAAACAGAUGGUCUGCUUGUCUUGCAUAGGCAAGCUCUACUUGCACUGUUGAACAUGCAUCCAUAAAUCCUGUUGUUCCCUUCUCAAGGAGGGUUCUAGUGCUUUCAGGCAUUAUGCUGAAUCCAACAUAAUGCAAGUAGUUCAGGACUGUUUCCUCUCCAGAACUGGGCAGCCAGAGCUGCUUUGUAACACAGUUACAACAAAUUACUGUGAUACUGACACUGUUGAUCAGUUUUUGUUCAGAAAGUGAGUAGCAGGAAGUCAAUUAAAAGUGGAAUAUCCUUCUUCUUUUUUUUUUUUGAGUGACUAUAGCCAUGUAUUCCAGCUUGAAGGAAUUUAUCUUCCCUUACUUCCUUCUAACCAACUUUGGCCAAGGGUUCUUACAUACUUCUUUAUAUAUAAGUGUGUGUGUAACUUAUUAUGCAUGUCUGUAAAAUGGGUAAUAUACAACAGUCCAAUAUCCAAUCUGUAACAACAAAUAUAUUUUUAUAUAUAGUUAUAAUUUCCUUUUUAUGUAUCUACCUUGGUAAACACAGCAGCACAACAGAAUAACAGUUGUAGUAGGCACACUGUGUUUUCUGACCCAAGAAGUUUUUUUAUUUGUUUAAGCUUUUACCACAAUUCUGCUUACUUUAGGCCUUAAAUGUUGCCAAAUAUAUCACUCAUAACCAUCAGUAAUACUAUAUUUGUUGUCUACCCCAGUGAGGAUCACGGCAGAAAGAAAAUAUUUUGUAUUCAGGUUUUUUAACAAGAGGAACUAUAUGGCAAGGGAUACACGUUUCACACAUUGACGGGACAGGGUGCCUGUCUCCCUGUUGGGGUCAGCCACUGCAGCACCAGAAAAAACAGCUCUGGGGGUUCACACCUGAGAGCCUGGGGUAGUUUGACCCCAUAAGAACUGUUUCCCUCUUUUGUGCACCUUAUUUCAGACCCUUUGUGUUACUUUCAGUCAGUCCAUCAGGAGAGUGAGGGAACUGUGAGUGAGGGAGAUGCGUACUGCUCUCUCCAAACACAUCUGAAUUAAGGAGGGUCUGUUUUGGGGUGGUUCUUUUUUCCUGACAUCCAGAUGCCAAGGAGCAGGACCAGAACACUAAAAUAUAGGUAAUUUCAGACUCA